Messenger RNA from Ilyonectria robusta, 636 nucleotides. RefSeq lists its product as uncharacterized. The transcript has 5 exons. Lineage: Eukaryota; Fungi; Ascomycota; Sordariomycetes; Hypocreales; Nectriaceae. The record is from RefSeq and is a predicted model, not a curated record. The coding region runs from base 1 to 636 and encodes 211 amino acids.
AUGGAUUAUAGUCUGAGCUCGGUGCGAGGCCUCAUCCUUGAAAUUGGACCAGAGUAUCUUGCGACAAUGAUGCUGCCGAGAGCGAAGACACCGGACCUCGAGAAGUUGGAAAAAUCCAUGAACUCGAACCAUGAACUCUUACGAAGCCGCAUAGUCGAACUCACACCUGAAUUCCGAGUGGUAUUGCCCAAGAGAAAAGACCAUGACAACGUGAUCACAAUUCAAACUCUCGUGGAAGGCAAAUCGGCAGAAGAAACCGGGGAGGCAUGGCAAGUGGCUAUCCAAGGCCCUUCCUCUCGCAUGAUGGACAUCUGCCGACGCCUCCGCAACGAAGAUGAGUCUGCGAGGAAUGCCAUCAUCUGUCAUGCUAGGGGUGAGGAGAUGGAUUUCCGUGGGAAGUGCGAAGAAUGCCAUUGGCAACAAAGGUAUGAACUUCUGUCACAUUUCGGGGUCAUCCUGAGAGCUAUGAUAACAUCGUUUCCGGCUUUCCUAGACAACGCGACUUUCCUUUCCUUCUCAGACCACAUAGCCGGCCCUGUGACCACGAUCCCGGUCCCCGGGACCCACAAGGCCCCGGCCCCUGUGCGGCGGCGACGGACUGCCGCCUCCGGCAGUAGCCGUCUUCAUCAUGUAUAA